Cajanus cajan (pigeon pea) is the source of this 2647-nucleotide messenger RNA. RefSeq lists its product as uncharacterized. Lineage: Eukaryota; Viridiplantae; Streptophyta; Magnoliopsida; Fabales; Fabaceae. The record is from RefSeq and is a predicted model, not a curated record.
UCUUAGAAACAUUGAUUGAGUGCUACAUGACAGAUUUGCCCUUGUGUUUGCAUCUUACAAUCAGAUCAUGGCGAGGGUAAAAACUAAAACCCAUUUGGGAAUAUACUAGAGAUUUGUCAGUAAUUUUAUAUUUUUGUUCCAUGUUGACAGAGAAUGAUAGAUGUUAAUAUUCUACGAAAGCAACCAAGUCCACUUUUUUUUUAGGAGUUGCUUUGCUUAGUGGAGGAGUCCUUUGAGCAAAACCACAGAAAAUGCCAUGUUCCAAAGAAGAAGCCCUUGUUAGACUCUUCUACAAUGCCUCUAGCUCCUUCCAUCUUCUCUUCCUCUUCCUCUUCUCCUCUUCACUUCUUCUCAUCAAGUUCUUUAACUUCAUUGCCAGCCUCACCAUACUCCAAAGAGAUCACCACUAUGAAUAUGUGUCUUCUGAGUAUGAUGAAGAAGAAGAAGAAGAAGAAAUUCAAGAAAAUUACCCCUAUGUCCAUGAUUCUAAUGAGUCAGAUCAUCUAGUAGCUGACAUCAUUUGUGGUGGAGAAACCCUUUUGUUUGUGCACAAGAAGCAGCCUCAGAGGACUCAUUCAUCUUCUGAAGAAUUCACAAGCCCCCGGGAUAGCCUUGUUGAAGACUCAGAAGAAAACUACUCCACAGAAACGUUGUCCUUUCACAAGUCACCUCUGGUUUCAGACUUUGAAAACGAAGAAGAGGGAGAGGAAUUUCCAACAGAAGAUGCUGAUUCUGUUCCAAAUUCUGUUCCAGUUGAAAGCAGGCCCACAUCACCCAUCACCCUGAACCUCCACAAAAGCGACUUAGUACAUAGUGACAAAAACUACAACGAAGAUCAUGUUGAAAUUGGACUUGCUGAAAACAAGAAGGUGCAUGAGGCGAGUCUCACACGGGAUGAGAGAUUCUUUGUCAUUGGUCCCACCCAAUUGGAGUCUAAGAAACUCAUUGUGGAGGAAAAGGACGAUGAAGAAAUAUAUGGUGAUUCAUGCACUGUUGGGUCCACGUCUAAGAGCUCCUCUGAUUGGAGGAGCUCCAUUAAUUGCAGAGAUUCUGGAACUGAAGACCCUUUUUCUUCCUCAUCAAGACGAAGUUGCCCCAAGUGGGAAUCAUACACAGUUUUCCAAAAAUAUGAUGAAGAAAUGUCAUUCCUAGACAGGAUUAGCGCACAAAAACUUCAUGAAGCUGAGUCUUUAAGGUCCAUCAAGGUAUCUCCGAGGUCAAUUUCAGAGCGUAUUGUGUACAAGUUUUCAAGUGGGAAUAAAAAAGCAAGUGAUGUGCGUGAGAACCCGUAUCGUGAACUGGAGGCUGCAUAUGUUGCACAAAUAUGCAUAACAUGGGAAGCCCUUAAUUGGAACUACAAGAAUUUUCAAUCCAAAAGAGCUUCGCGUGGCCAUGAUGUUGAUUUGGGUUGUCCUGCCACCAUUGCACAGAGAUUCCAACAAUUUCAAGUGUUGUUGCAGAGAUACGUAGAGAAUGAACCUUAUGAGCAUGGUAGGAGACCUGAGAUUUAUGCAAGAGUUAGGAAUUUGGCUCCAAAAUUACUCCUCGUACCAGAAUAUCGAGAAUCAGAUGAUGAUCAGAAGGAGGAUAAUGGAAUUCACUCAAAAAUAUCAUCAGCUUCAUUUCUUAUGAUAAUGGAAGAUGGGAUCAGAACGUUCAUGAGUUUUCUGAAGGCUGAUAAAGAGAAACCAUGUCAGAUUCUUGCAGCAUACUUUAGGAGAAACCGAAGACACUUGGUUGAUCCAACACUUCUCCGCCUUAUCAAGAAAGUUAAUCAAAAGAAGAAGAUGAAAGUGAAAGAUCUUCGCCGUUCCCGCAAAUGCUUGAGGAAAAGGAAGUUGAAGGGGGAAGAAGAGAUGGAGAUUUUGAUGGCUCUAAUAGACCUAAAAGUUGUGUCAAGGGUUUUGAGAAUGAGUGAGUUAAGUGAAGAACAGUUGCAUUGGUGUGAAGAAAAGAUGAGCAAAGUGAGAGUGGUGGAACGGAAGCUUCAAAGAGAUUCCACUCCACUUUUUUUCCCUGCACAUUGACCCACAAAAAAGAUUUAUAUAUAAUGCUUGGUGACUGGAUGAUGAUGAUGUGCAUGGCUGCACCAAAGGAAUAUCCAUAACACACUUUCUUUAUUGUAAAUAUAUAUGCAUGGACAAAGAAAAUGGAGGGGACCCCACAAAUCAAAGUGAAACGUGGGGUGGCAUGGAUUUUGGAGCCUGAAAUGAGAGGAAAGUUGGGUAAAGUGAAUGCUUAUGUCAUUUGAUGAAUAUUGAAAGUGAAAGACCAGAGACAAAGCAAGGAAUGAAGAUAGAGACAAGAAUAGCUUUAGUUUGCUUUAGCUUUUUACUUAGGGUUUAUCUAUUAGGGUUUUGAGGUGAUUCAAAAGAAGAAUGAAUUAACAAGACUGAAGCACAUGCAGUUGAAUAAAAAGUAGUCUUGCACUCUUGGAGAAAAAAAAAAGUAGUAUAUCACACGAUUAAGGAACGGUAGGCUUAGUGAUUUUAUUCUUUUUCUUUUUUCCAAAUAAUAUUAGAAAAGGACCCCACUUGUUGGUUUUGUGAAAGAGAAAAAAGAUAUAAGAAAGGCAUAAAUCAACAACCAUCAAAUUAAGUAGCACCAGAACCAGGACAUCUUGUAAGGCUGGCUACCAAUUUAAUUA